Messenger RNA from Podarcis muralis (Common wall lizard), 2665 nucleotides. The record is from RefSeq and is a predicted model, not a curated record. NCBI's taxonomy places the organism in Eukaryota, Metazoa, Chordata, Lepidosauria, Squamata, Lacertidae.
AUGCUACCGAGCCUGGGCAUCGAAGCAGAAAAGUCAACCUUACUGAUGAUCCUCACUCGGACUUGGCUGGUGGCCCUGGUGUUCCUGGCCGGAUUUUGGGUGACCCAGAGCUGCGAUUCUGAAGUGCAACAUUCUACUGUUGCUCCAGCUGUCAACUUGGCCAAAGGCCGCCCAGCCUGUCAGUCCUCCACUUACCCCCAUCCAAGAGAUCCGUCAGCCGGCAAAGCUGUCGAUGGGAACUCUGACGGGAUCUUCUUCCAUGGCUCCUGCACCCACACCAACUCUGAAGAUGCCCCGUGGUGGUAUGUGGACCUGGGGGAGCAGUAUUCCAUCUCCACCGUGGUGGUGAAGAACCGCAUGGACUGCUGCGGCAGUAGACUCCUGGGAGCCCAGAUCCGUGUGGGAGACUCCGUGGCUGACCAUGGCAAGACCAACCCCCUCUGUGGAAACAUUACAGACCCCACACGUGGUUCCAUCAAUACCAUCUUCUGCCAACAGCUCAAGGGCCGCUACGUAAGCGUGCAUCUCCCUGGACGCAAAGCUGCCCUGACCCUGUGUGAGCUGGAGGUCUAUGGGACAAAGUCGGGUGCUAAGGAAGGACUAUCAAAGAUGGGAGACUUGGAUGCUCCUCGUCUGGACUUCGCUGCUGCCCCUGCUGUUGCUCUACCUCGCAACUUGGCCAGAGGCCGCCCAGCCUGUCAGUCCUCCACUAACCCCCAUCCAAGCAAUCCGGCAGCCGGCAAAGCUGUCGAUGGGAACUCUGAUGGGGUCUUCAGUCAUGCCUCCUGCACCCACACCCAUGAAGAAUAUGGACCAUGGUGGCAUGUGGAAUUGGACGACCGGUAUGCUAUCUCCUCUGUGGUGGUGAAAAACCGUGCAGACUGCUGCAGCAAGAGACUCCUGGGUGCCCAGAUCCGUGUGGGAGACCACGUGAUUGACAAUGGCAAGUUCAACCCCCUUUGUGGGACCAUCACAGAUGAUAGCCUUGGCUCCAUCAGCACCAUCAAUUGCCAAGGGAUGAAGGGUCGCUAUGUGAGCGUGAACCACUAUGGACUAGCUAUCCUGACCUUGUGUGAGGUGGAAGUCUAUGGAACAAAGUUGGAGGAUGAGUCUCAGGGAGCACGUAUCAGCAUUCUAAGCACAGGCCAGUUGCUUCACCAGUUGCAUCCCUGGGCCAUCAAGAUAUUGGGGAGGUUUUUCUACGGCGAGUGUGACGGGACAUACAUGGCCAAGAUGGCGGCUGCUCCCAGAGGCGGGAGCCCUCAGAUUUCUCAGUUCACAGCAGAGGCACCGGCGAUUAUGGUGUUGGGCGUGACAGGGAGUGUGUCAGUAGCCCUGCACCCGCUCGUCAUCUUCAAAAUCAGCGACCGCUGGAUCUGGAUGCACUCGCAGGAAGGGCGUCCCCGUGAGAUGCUCCUCGUCUGGACUUCGCUGCUGCCCCUGGUACUUCUGGCAGGGCGUGGGGAGGCCCAGAACUCCGAGCCUGACCUGGAAAGUACCACUGUUGCUCUACCUCGCAACUUGGCCAGAGGCCGCCCAGCCUGUCAGUCCUCCACUAACCCCCAUCCAAGCAAUCCGGCAGCCGGCAAAGCUGUCGAUGGGAACUCUGAUGGGGUCUUCAGUCAUGCCUCCUGCACCCACACCCAUGAAGAAUAUGGACCAUGGUGGCAUGUGGAAUUGGACGACCGGUAUGCUAUCUCCUCUGUGGUGGUGAAAAACCGUGCAGACUGCUGCAGCAAGAGACUCCUGGGUGCCCAGAUCCGUGUGGGAGACCACGUGAUUGACAAUGGCAAGUUCAACCCCCUUUGUGGGACCAUCACAGAUGAUAGCCUUGGCUCCAUCAGCACCAUCAAUUGCCAAGGGAUGAAGGGUCGCUAUGUGAGCGUGAACCACUAUGGACUAGCUAUCCUGACCUUGUGUGAGGUGGAAGUCUAUGGAACAAAGUUGGAGGAUGAGUCUCAGGGAGCACGUAUCAGCAUUCUAAGCACAGGCCAGUUGCUUCACUGGGCAUCCUGGGCCAUCAAGAUAGAGGGACAGGACUCAGCUGGAAGCAGGGAGGUCUCUGUCUCAGUUUCAAGAGAAAAACCUGGGCUUGCCAAGCCACCAAGAAGGACAACAGGCGCUGAUCCCAAGAAAGAGAGCCAAGCUCGCAACCUGGCCAGAGGCCACCCAACCUGUCAGUCCUCCGUCUUCCCCCACGAGAUUAUUGGAACAGCAAGCAAAGCCGUGGAUGGGAACUGCGGUGGGGACUGGUAUAAAACGGGCACCUGCACCCACACGCAGCUGGACAUGGAGCCCUGGUGGCACGUGGACCUGGGCCAGCAGUACGCCAUCUCUGCUGUGGUGGUGAAGAAUCGUGGGGACUGCUGCGGUGAGAGACUCCAGGGAGCUGAGAUCCGCGUGGGAGACUCUGUGGCUGACCAUGGCAAGUCCAACCCCCUCUGUGGGACCAUCACAGACACCAGCCUUGGCUCCGUCAGCACCUUGUAUUGCAAUUGGCUCCAGGGCCGCUAUGUGAGCAUCCACAUCCCGGGGAGGGCUGAAUACUUGACCUUGUGCGAGGUGGAGGUCUAUGGCACCAAGGCAGAAGACCAGUGCUAGGGAUCCGCAGUCUCUGCGCGUGUGUGUUGGCGGGUGAGGAAAUAAAGAAUUAUUCUCUGGUAAA